AUAAGGUGUCGAAAUUAAUUGAUAUUGAUAAUUGUCCAAGACAGUGAGUUUAAUUCGAGUCGUUGUGAUGUGUUCCCAGAUUAAUAUGGUGUCUAUAAAAAGAUUAGGACUCGCCGGAUCCUGUACGUUCUCCAUUGGACUUAUUAGUUAUAGCUUGGGAUUUCCUUCUAUGUUAAAAAUGCAAGUUAAAUCUCAAGUUAGACUGAAGAAAGGAAAUGAAAUUCGCGGUUUCUGGGAGAAACUCCCGCAACCGCUGGAUUUUAAUAUCUAUGUCUUUAAUGUAACAAAUCCUAGUGAAGUUUCAUCGGGAAUGAAACCGAUUGUUCAAGAACUAGGACCUUUUCAUUACGAUUUGUUUCGAGAUAAAGAAGAUAUCGUGGACCGAGAGGAAGACGACACUGUUGAGUAUAGUUUGCGACAAGUUUGGUAUUUUAAUCAGGAGAAGAGUAUCAUGUCGGAGAACACAGAAAUUUAUUCGUUUCAUCCCCUCAUGAUAGCAUUAAUCUUGUUUACUCAACAAGAAAGACCAAAGGCAAUGGGAAUAAUUAGUAAAGCGCUAGACAGUAUUUUCAAUAAACCCGAGUCGAUAUUUAUUAAAACCACCGUAAAAGAGCUGUUCUUUUACGGUAUAUCUUUCGAUUGCACGGAUGUAAAAGAUUUCGCUGGAUCCGCAGUCUGCAGUGCAUUGCAGGAAAAGGAAGACAUAUUAAUCAAGGAGGUUGAUUUACGCUAUAGAUUUGGUUAUUUUGCUAAGACAAAUGGAAGUCGUUUGCCGAAUCGCAUAAGAGUAUAUCGCGGAAUCAAGAAAUCUGAAGACGUGGGUCGUGUGCUAACAAUAGGAAAUGAAACGAAGAUGGACAUAUGGUCAGGUAGCCCUUGCAACGAUUUUCGUGGCACGGACGGAACUAUCUUUCCGCCAUUUCUCACUAAGGAAAAAAAAGUCUGGGCACACUCCAUAGACAUCUGUCGAAGUAUCGGCGCGUACUAUGUUGAACCAGGAAAGAUUCAAGGUUUCAAAACGCUGCACUAUACGGCGGAUCUAGGGGAUCCCUCUAAGGACGAGAGUGUGAGGUGUCUCUGUCAGGAAUCCGAAGGUUGCAUGCCUAAAAACAUAUACAACGCGGGUCCUUGCCAGAAUGUGCCUAUAAGAAUAAGUCUACCUCAUUUUUACGAUUCGGAUCCACGAUAUCUUGAGAUGAUCGAAGGAAUAAAUCCCGAUCCUGAGAAGCAUCAGAUGACUUUUGAUUUUGACGCGAUGACAGGCACCCCGAUAAAGGCGUACAAAAAGAUUCAACUCAACGUAAUGGUUGGACCCAUUGCUAAAGUUAAAUUGAUGAAAACUUUUCCGGAAGCUCUUUUCCCAUUAUUUUGGAUAGAGGAUGGACUUGAACUCGGGGAUAUUCUUAUAAAACCACUGAAAGUUGCAUAUACACAGAUUUUAGUUGCAAAGAUAAUAAUGUGGCUCAUGAUACUAGGUGGUAUAGGCAUGAUGAUAACUGCCGGAGUGAGAUAUUAUAAGGAAAAUAAUGCUGCAGCGCCGGAUCUUUUGCCGGGAAAGGAGAGCAAAGCGUCAGAGCAAGAGAAAUCAAACAUCAGUACUAUACAAGUUGGAGUGCCACCCAGCAUUGAUUAACAGGGAGUUGUAAUUAUUAUUAUGUGAACAUUGAAGAAGAUAAGAGGCGUUAUUGAUUGCGUAAUAUCGAUCGCGACAUGUCAAAAAUAAUUUAGAAGAUGUUUAAUAUUUUGAUAAUAUUUUGACGAUAAUAUUUACUUCAGUUUUUUUAUUAUUAUUUUAUCAUUAGAUCGAAGUAAUAUAUCCGUAAUGGAAACA
Messenger RNA from Pogonomyrmex barbatus (red harvester ant), 1831 nucleotides. RefSeq names its product sensory neuron membrane protein 1-like. NCBI's taxonomy places the organism in Eukaryota, Metazoa, Arthropoda, Insecta, Hymenoptera, Formicidae. The record is from RefSeq and is a predicted model, not a curated record. Gene Ontology annotation, cellular component: membrane; cytoplasm. Gene Ontology annotation, molecular function: scavenger receptor activity.